AAUCACCCCUCCCUCACUUGAGCCAAAGUAGAGUAUAUCCUCAUAAUCUACACAACCACCAAAGAUGUCCAAAGACGAGUCAACUCAAGGCAUAGAAGCCUGUCCCGUCGAUCAUGCAACACGUGCAGCAUGGCUAAAAAACAAUUCCACCAAACCACCUUUCCCAGGCGCAACCCCUCCAUCAAAACCAGGUCCAAGUUGUGAUUCUUCAACCGUUGAUCAAACCACUCCUCCUACACAUACACCUUCAAGUUUCUUCUCCCGAUUGUUCUUCUGGGAUAAUGCAUCAUCUACGCCCUCUCAACCGCCAUCAACUCCCAAAUCCGCAACUUCUCCACCCCGCCUAGGACUCGACCGUGAAAUCUCCACGAUUCCUCGCGCAUCUCCUACUCCAAAUGAUACCCCCUCGUCCUCAUCUCCUUCAACCUCUCAUCCCGCGAAUUCCGAAUCUGAAUCUGGUGUUUCUGCAUCCGGGAAUUGGAUCUAUCCUAGUGAAAAAAUGUUUUUCGAAGCCAUGAAACGCAAAGGUCAUCAAUCGGACGCUGCAGAUAUGAAAACUAUUGUGCCGAUUCAUAAUGCUGUGAAUGAGAGGGCAUGGAAAGAAAUUAGAGAGUGGGAGGCGGGAUGGGGAAGCGAGAAAUGUGGUGGACCUCGUCUUCAUUCUUUCCUCGGACUUUCGCAAACCCUUUCGCCUAAAGCUCGAUUCAAUACACUUCUUGGAUAUACCGCUCCCUUUGACCGUCACGAUUGGGUUGUUGAUCGAUGCGGCAAGAGAGUUGAUUACAUCAUAGACUUUUACGCAGGCAAAGCUUCACCCGACGGAAGUGGAAAGCUGAAUUUCUUUCUGGAUGUUCGACCAAAGUUGAAUACCUUAGAAGGAUGGAAGAUGAGAGCUUGGAAGGUAUUUAACUAGAGCUCUACGUUGGAAAGAUGAGGGAAUGGGGAGGUUGAGAGUGUAAUCAAAACCCGGCAUCAUGCGCCACGAUCACAGCUUGUAGUAAGUGGAGAUGGACGGACAUGACAACUUUCAUGAGACCUAUCUUAUGGAUGUCUAGGAGAAGGUCCGAUUCAAGUUCGAUAUAAUUUCAGAUGGAACACAGGCCAGAACGUAUAUUCUGCCAUGGCUUCAGGACACAGGAGACAUGCGCCCAACAUCAUCGGAUGAGUGUAUAUCAUCUGAAGCUUUUCGAAUGCCUAUUUCUUCCAUCUGAGCCAUCCUAGAGACUUUGGUAUCGAAAGCUGAGAUGGAGAGGAGACGAUGUACGAUUAACGAAUUGAGAGGGAUAAAAUGGAAAGAUAGGCAUUGGAUUGUAAAUUAUAGGUGUUGCGGUGUUUGUAUACGGUGUUUGUAUACCGAUGUACUCUUUGAAUCUGACCUCAAAGGACAUACUCUCUGCUCCGGUUGAGCUGUACAAUAUAUAUGUAUGUACAGUCUAAUAAAUCCAUACCAAAUAAAUCCAUACCAAAUAAAUCCAUACCAAAUAAAUCCAUACCAAAUAAAUCCAUACCAAAUAAAUC
Messenger RNA from Botrytis deweyae, 1518 nucleotides. RefSeq lists its product as uncharacterized. Bases 65 to 913 code for a protein of 282 amino acids. Gene Ontology annotation, biological process: cytochrome c-heme linkage. The transcript is spliced from 2 exons. The record is from RefSeq and is a predicted model, not a curated record. NCBI's taxonomy places the organism in Eukaryota, Fungi, Ascomycota, Leotiomycetes, Helotiales, Sclerotiniaceae. Gene Ontology annotation, cellular component: mitochondrion. Gene Ontology annotation, molecular function: holocytochrome-c synthase activity.